UGUGUACGUUUCUGUGUGGACAAGACGUGUGUGCGCGUCAGAAGGCGUGUGUGUAUCCUUGCAUGCGUGUGUGUGGGUGUGUGUGUGCGUGUGUGUGUGUGCGAGGCUUUCAUUAGUAACGUGAAAGUGAAGAACCGCGGGUACUGGUUCGCAUCCCAGGCGCAGUAGCAUGGUGACGGCGGCCGCAGCGUGGGCGCCGCAGGCAAGAUGACCCGGACGACACCCCCCAGCCCCUGGCCCGCCUCGCCCCCCGGCCGUGCCCCGCCCGCAGGCAUGUGCAGUGCGCAGGACGUGUGUGAGGUGGCAGCACGUGGUGGUGGCGCUGGUGGUGGCGUGCUGCGGGCGUGCGGCGGGCGGCGCGGGCGGCGAGGUGUGGUUCACGGCGCCCGUGUACAACGCCAGCGUGCCGGAGAACGCCCUGGGCAACACGGCGGUGGUGAGCGACGCCAUGAUGGGCGUGUUCCUGACGCACCCUUCGCUGCGCGUCAAGUACCGCAUCACGGGCGGCGACGAGCGCAACUUCUUCAAGGCGGGGCGCCGCGUGGUGGGCGACUUCUGCUUCCUGGAGCUGCGCGUGCGCCCCGACAACCACGACGUGCUGAACCGUGAGAGUCGCGACCAGUACCGCCUGCGUGUGAAGGCGCAGCACCGCCGCCACGACGGCACCAAGGAGGACCUGCCGGGCGCCGUCACGGAGGUGGUGGUCACCAUCACUGACCUCAACGACCUGUCGCCCUUCUUCAUGCAGGACAACUACAGCGUGCGCCUCAGCGAGGACACGCCCCUGCACGCCUCCGUGGGGCGCGUCAAGGCGGAGGACCCUGACGAGGGCCUCAACGGCCAGAUCUACUACAGCUUCCAGGAGCCCACCAGCGUGUUCGCCAUCCACCCCACCUCGGGCGUGGUCACGCUCACGCGCCCCCUCAGGUUCCUGGAGCAGGCGCGCUACGAGCUGACGGUGCAGGCGCAGGACCGCGGCAGGCAGCAGCACGGCCGCUGGCUGCGCCCCGCCAAGCUGUACGUCAACGUGACGGAGGAGAACGUGUACGACCCGCAGAUCCUGGUCACCAAGCUGCCGGAGUCCGUGCCACGAGCCCACCUGUCCGUGGUGGCCAUCAUCAACGUGGCGGACCAGGACCGCGGCCGCAGCGGCGAGGUCCGCUCCCUGGAGAUUGUGGAGGGCGACCCGGACCGCGUGUUCCGCGUGCUGGAGGGCUCCGCCGCCAACGAGUUCACGCUGGCGGCGCUGGACACCAUCGACUGGAGCGAGUCGCCCUUCGGCUUCAACCUUACACUGAAGGCCACGGACGGCGGCACGCGCGCCAGGUUCAGCUACAAGGUGGUGCGCGUGGCAGCGCCGCCUGCCCCCGAGGAGGAGGCCAUCUUCCCGCAGGCUGUGUACGAAGCGUCCAUCAGCGAGCUGGCGCCCGUGGGAUCGCGCGUGGUGCAGGUGGGCGCGUGGCUGCCGGGGGCGCAGCGCCGCGUGCAAUUCUCGCUGGCGGGCAACAAGGACGGACAGUUCCAGAUCGACAUGUACUCCGGCGUGAUCACCACCGCGGCGCCGCUAGACGCCGAGACGCUGGUGCUGUACACGCUCACCGUGGUGGCCGCCACGCCCGCCGCGCCUGCCAGCCUGCCGCCGCGCCACCAGGCCUCAGCCAAGGUCAAGAUCCACGUGGUGGACGCCAAUGACAAUACGCCCAUGAUCGUGGCGCCGCAGGGCGUGGUGCGCGUGGAGGAGCACAAGCCGGCGGGCGUGUGGGUGACCAAGGUGCGCGCGCAGGACUACGACUCCGGCGAGAACGGCUACGUGUCGUACAGCCUCGCCAACGCGGACGACGUGCCCUUCACGGUGGACCACUUCACGGGCGAGGUGCUCACCACGCGCACGCUGGACUACGAGACAGAGCGCCGCGUGUGGCGCCUGCUGGUGCGCGCCUCGGACUGGGGCGCGCCGUUCCGCCGCCAGAGCGAGAAGGUGAUCACAGUGCACGUGGAGGACGUCAACGACAACAGGCCGCAGUUCGAGCGCGUGGACUGCCGCGGCUACAUCGACCGCUCCACGCCGCUGGGCUCCGAGGUGUUCACGCUGUCCGCCGUGGACUUUGACCAGGGCAACAUCAUCAGCUACCGCAUCCUGGGCGGCAACGAGGACCGCUGCUUCUCGCUGGAUCCCACCUCGGGUGUGCUCACGCUCACCUGCGACCUGCACGACCUCAUGGUGUCCGAGCGCGUGUUGAACGUGACGGCUACGGACGGCCAGCACUUCGCCGACACCCUGACGCUGAGCCUGCAGCUGGUACAGCACCAGAACCCCGCCGUGGACGCCUGGGCCACGCUGUCCUGCAGGGAGGUGGACGUGGCGCAGCGCCUGGCGGAGCAGAUGGCGCGCGCCGCGGAGAACAACCGUCCCGACGACUCCCUCAGCCUGCGGUCGCCGCCGCCCGCCGUGCUCAACCUGCACGCGCCGCAGCUGCUGCAGAUGCCCCUGGAGGUGCGCGUGCGCGAGAACAGUGAGCCCGGCACGGUGGUGCUGCGCAUGGGCGCGGUGGACGAGGACGAGGGCUACGCGGGUCACCUGGUGCACGCCAUCUCGUGGGGCAACGAGGAUUCCGUGUUUGCUAUGGACAUGCACUCUGGUGCCCUCACUGUGGCGGGGCUACUGGACAGGGAGCGCGUGGCGCGCUACAACCUGAACCUGACGGUGCACGACCUGGGGUCCCCGCAGCGCUCCGCGUCGCGCCAGGUGGCCGUCACGCUGGUGGACGAGAACGACAACGCGCCCAAGUUCGACAAGCCCGCGUACAGCUUCUUCCUGCCCGAGAACGUGGCCAACGGCACCAGCGUGUACGAGCUGCGCGCGCACGACCCCGACGAGGGCCUGCACGGCGUGGUCACCUACAGCCUGGUGACCGACACGCGCGACUUCCGCCUGGACCCCGUGACGGGCCGCCUCAGCGUGGCCUGGCCGCUGGACCACGAGACCCACGACGUGUACGAGCUGCGCGUGGCGGCCACGGACGGCGGCGCGCGCUCCGCCCACGCCUACGUCACCAUCCAGGUGGCCAACAUCAACGACUGCCCGCCCGUGUUCCCCGAGCAGCGCGCCACGGCCGUGCGCGUGCCCGAGGACCUGCCGCUGGGCGCGCUGGUCACGCUGGUCACGGCGCACGACCCGGACUCGCCGCGCCUGCGCUACUCGCUGCUGGGGGGCCAUGAGGACAUGUUCUCGCUGGACGAGGACACGGCGGCGCUGCGGCUGGCGGCGCGCCUGGACUACGAGACGCGCCCCGCCUACAACAUCACCAUCCGCGCCACGGACUACGGCACGCCACCGCUCUCCGCCACCACCUACGUCAUCGUACAGGUGGUGGACGUGGACGAGAACGUGCACACGCCGGUCUUCAUGAAGGACGUGGAGGAGGCGCGGGUGCUGGAGUCCGCGCCGCCCCACACCCUGGUGGGAACCUUCAGCGCGGUGGACGGCGACUCCAACCCCGCGGACGCCUUCGUCACCUACUCCCUGGUGGGCCCCGAGGGGCGCGGCGUGUUCUACAUCGACCACACCGGCUCCAUCUUCACCUCCGCGUGGCUGGACCGGGAGAGUGUGUCUCGGUACUGGCUCAGCGUCCGCGCCCAAGACUCCGGCACGGUGCCCAAACACGCCACCCUGCACGUCUACGUAGAGAUAGUAGAUGUGAAUGACCAUGUACCACUGAGUUCGUGGCCCGUAUACUGGCCCAUAGUGGCGGAGAAUGCAGAGCCGGAUACGAUGGUAGUGACUGUCAACGCCUCAGACCCAGACCCCGGCGCCAACAUCUCCUACGCCAUCACGGCAGGCAACCCACAGUCCCUCUUCUCCAUUGAUGACAAAACGGGCGAGAUUCGAACCACCACAAGGCGUCUGGACAGAGAGAAACAGGCGGAACACAUGUUGGAGGUGACGGUAGCGGAUGGGGAGUGGGGACAGACUGCCACCUUGUCGUCCACCACAUAUAUUAUUGUCAAGGUGCAAGAUGAAAAUGACCACGCCCCUCAUUUCUUGGAGAGGCUGUACAAGUUCUUCGUCCCCGUGGUGGCGCAUAGAGAGAGUCAAGAUGCCCCAGUAGAGUACGUGGAGGACAUGCCAAUAGGACAGAAUGCCUCCUCCCUUGUCGAUGAGCACCUCCUCCCCUACAAGCCCCAGGAGGAGGAGGAGGAGGAGGCGCAGGAAGAGGAAGGCUCAGGUUGGGGCGCUGAGAAGCCUAGGAGAGUCAGGCUCCAAGAGGCUGAGAUGGAUGUGUUGGAAGAUCAGCGUUUUCUAGAACAAGAUCAGGAUUAUGUGCCUAUAUGUAGGGUGAUAGCGAUUGAUGAGGAUGAGGAAGACAACGGCAGUAUCACCUACAGCAUCGAGGACACCCGAUGGAGCAACCUCUUCCGCAUCAACCCUAAUACUGGAGUCAUCUCAGCCAAACCAGGACUAGACCCGAAGGAGGACUAUGAGUUCAAGGUGCAGGCAAUCGACGCAGGCCGGCCUCCCAAAUCGAGUGAGUGUCUUGUGGUGAUCAACCUGGUGGCGGUACAGCUGACGUCCCCCUCCGCACCCACCCUCAUCCCCCCCGAGGCUGCCGUCACUGUAUUAGAGAGCGAUCCUGUUGGUCAUCAUGUUACGCUGAUUGAGGCGAGCGAUGCAGACGACGACCAGCUCUGGUUUGACAUUAUUGAUGGCGAUGCAGAUAACAUGUUUACCAUAGGGCGGGACACAGGAAGUGUGAUGGUGGCAAGGACCCUGGAUGCCGAAAUGAGGUCCCUGUACAACCUGACUGUUUCUGUGACUGAUGGGGUGCACGCUGUCUCCACCCAGCUGGUGGUGCGAGUGUUGGAUGUGAACGACAACCGGCCAGCAUUCUCCCAGCCAACGUAUGAGGUGGAGGUGGGGGAAAACACCUCCCCAGGCACCACUAUCUUUACUCUCACUGCCUCGGACCCUGACUCGGACAAGUACCUCAGUUUCACGCUGGUCAACACGGCUCAUGUCUCCUCCGCCACUAAGUUCAGAGUCAGUCCUAUCAGCGGUGACAUUGUAUUGCUGCAGUCGCUUGAUAGGGAGGUACAAGAACAACACACCCUGACAGUGGGGGUGAAGGACCGUAUCACCCCCACCAAGAGUGUGUAUGCGCGUGUCAUCAUCACCGUGCGAGAUUACAACGACCAUGCACCACAGUUCCUUGCCAGCCUCUACAAUGGGACAGUGACAGAGACAGCAGCUAUUGGGACGUCUGUGGUGGAGGUGGUGGCAGUGGACAGAGACAAGGGCGCUAAUGGGCAUAUUAUGUACUCAAUUAUCUCAGGAAACAUUGGUGGGGUGUUCAGCCUGGACCCAGAGACUGGCCUGAUCUCCCUGGCCCGCCCCGUCAGCCGUCUGGAGAUGCCGGAAUACUGGCUGGCCGUGCGUGGGAGUGACAACGGCUCCCCUCCCAAGCACUCCCACGUAAAUGUUAAUAUUCACGUCAAGAUCGCCAACAGUGCACCUCCCAGGUUCCUCAAAAGGGUGACAGUGUUUGAGGUGAGCGAGGCUGCACAUGUCGGGGACUACCUGGGGGUGCUGGAGGCAGAGAGUCGGCUUGGCGUUGUCUUCUCCUUCAUCGGGGACUCGAGACGUAAUCCCUUCGUCAUCAACCCGGCCUCUGGGAUGGUGUCACUGGAACAUCCCGUCGACUUUGAGGAAACACAGUCCUAUAAUUUCACUGUCCUUGCGUCAUCUAUGAACAACCAGGAGGCAACCGCUCAGCUCAUCAUCAACAUCCGGGAUGAGAACGACAAUCCUCCCUUUUUCACCCAGAGUUUCUACAGUGGCCAUAUCUCAGAGGCCGCGGCAAUCAACUCUGUGGUGCUGAUGGAGGACAACCGGCCCCUCGUCAUCUCAGCGAGGGAUCGGGACUCGGACCAAAAUGCCAAUCUUGUGUUUACCAUUUUGGAGGAAGAGGCUCGGAUGUAUUUCACUAUUGAUUCUUCCACUGGCGCCAUCCGGACAGUGGCACCGCUGGACCACGAGGUCAUCUCCCAAGUCAGCUUUGGGGUCAGCGUGCAUGAUAACGGCCAGCCUAGACUCUCAGCACCCACCACUGCCACUGUUGUCAUCACCAUCACUGAUAUUAAUGAUGUCCCACCGCGCUUCCUUCUGCAGGAGUACAAUGCUACACUGCUGAAGCCGACACAGAGGGACGUGUCUGUGGUGCAGCUGAAUGCCACAGACCUGGACUUUGAUGGCAAGGUCAGUCUGGAGUAUGAGAUUGCCGACGGAAACCAGGACGGCAAGUUUAAGAUCAACCCACGAACUGGACUCCUGACGGUGAAUGACUCUAGGAACCUCGCUCGUCACUACCAGCUCAAGGUGACAGUGAGUGAUGGCCAGUUUGCCUCUAGUGUGCCAGUGAAUGUUGAGGUGGAGCCCAUCCCCCACACUGGCCUCAGGUUCAGCAAGGACAAGUACUUCGUCAAUGUGCAGGAGAACAACACUCGUAUGGACACGGUGGCGAUGGUGCAUGUGCUCGGCAGCUACCUCAAUGAACACCUCUACUUUAGGAUCCUCAACCCCACGGACAUGUUUAUCAUUGGAGACACAUCUGGCGUGAUUGAGACCACUGGGAAGCCUUUCGAUCGUGAGGCUCAAGACAACUACCUGCUCAUUGUGGAGGCCCGCAGCAUGGCCCACAGCGUCCCAGCAAGGGUGGCCCACGUGCAGGUCCAUGUUGUGGUGACGGACAAGAACGACAACGCUCCCAUCUUCGUCAAUACGCCUUACUAUGGGGUGAUCUCUGUUGACGCCAAGCAGGGGGAGGUGGUGUUCAGGGUUCACGCCACAGACUUCGACACAGAUAUGAACAAGGAUGUGCAUUACGAACUUCACAGAGGGAACGGGGAGAUCUUCAGCGUGGAUCGCUCAACAGGGGACAUCCGGCUCAAACAGACUCUAGAGGGCCACAAGAGCGAAUAUGAGCUCGUUAUCAGCGCUUAUGAUGGAGGCUCACCACCUUUGUCAUCUCAAGUCCCUGUCCGCCUCAAAGUUGUGGACCGAUCACAGCCAAUAUUUGACCGACAGUUCUACAGUGCAACAGUCGCCGAGGAUGCUGAGUCACACACCCCCAUUGUGACAGUCAGCGCCCACAGUCAGCUGAACCGGAAGUUGAUUUAUACGAUUGUCAGCGGCAAUGACCAUCAGACAUUUGCAAUGGAGCAUGAGGAGGGACUGAUCCGAGUGCAAGACAAGCUGGACUAUGAGACAAAGAACGCAUAUCAGCUGACAGCACGCGCCACAGACAGCUACUCAGGGAAGUGGGCAGAGGUGGUGGUGUCUAUACAAGUCAUCGACAUCAAUGACAACCCUCCAGUCUUCCUGCAGCACUUCUACAACAUCACAGUGUCUGAGGCUACAGCCAUUGCCACUCCUAUUCUGUCCGUCACCACUACAGAUGCUGACACAGGGCCCAAUGCAGGAGUGACGUACGGAUUGCUGGGACUGAAUGGGACUCAGCCUAAGCAUUUCUACAUGGAGCCAAGUAGUGGGGUGCUGAUUCUGAAGCAAGGGUUGGACAGGGAGAGCACACCAGUACAUCACUUCCUUGUCCAGGCUGUUGACAUGGGGACACCUCAGAUGUCGUCCACCGCUCAUGUUCUCGUCACAGUGCUGGACAUGAACGACAACCCGCCUGUGUUUGAGCAGCAGUCCCAGCGGUGUGUGGUGACAGAGAGUGCAGCACGUGGCCACUUCGUCACCCUCAUGUCAGCGGCAGACCAGGACAUCAGCGAUGCAGACAAGCUCACUUACUCUGUCGUGGAUGGCAACGACCUCCAAGUUUUUGCCAUCAACUCUGGCUCAGGCAUCGUGACCGUAUGGAACAGCCAGAAACUGAGAGAAACCAAUCAUCACGUUCUCAACAUCUCCGUAAGCGAUGGGGUCUUCACUGCAUACACCCGCCUCCUGGUCUCCAUCACUCCAAUCAAUGCUCAUUCCCCAACCUUCAAAGUGGCACAGUACAAUGCUCACUUAAGGGAAAAUGCAGGAAUCAAGACUACUAUCGCACAGGUCUCGGCGAGGGAUGUCGACUCAGGGCAGUACGGCGAUGUCACUUAUCAUUUCAUUGGGGACAAUGCACAUAAAUUCUUCAGGAUUAAUGAGAAUACAGGCGAGGUGUGGACAUCCGAGGAGUUUGACCGGGAGGAGGUGUCAGAGCUGUCCUUCACAGUGAUGGCCAUGGACAUUGGCGGCCGCACGGGCUUCACCACACUGCACAUCGCGGUGGAGGAUGAGAAUGACAACAAGCCAGUGUUCGUGCAGUCGGUGUACAAGGCAGUGGUGCGCGCCAACACCACCCAGGGAGCCACUGUGCUCAGGGUGGAGGCAGAGGACCCCGACGCAGGGAGUAAUGGCACGGUCACCUACCACUUCCACAUCUCCACACUGCCAGACACCAUGGAGGCCUUCAGUCUGGACACCACCACCGGGGACGUCGCCCUUAAGAAGAACAUAGAGGAACUAGGGAGUUCGCUUUUUGAGUUCUUCGUGGUGGGUCGUGACGGGGGACGGCCAAGCCUUCAUUCCCAUGUGCCAGUGCAGGUGCGCAUCGUGGAUGCUGACAUGAAGGUUCCUGAGUUUCUGUCCAAGAUUUACACCCUCACUGUACCCGAGGACACACAGCCAGGCACAAGAAUAGGAUCGGUGGGUGCACGUUUCGAUGGGGAACUUGAGUAUUCCAUUGAGUGGGGCGGACAUGAGUCUUCCCCACCUGUGUCAGUCUCCCCGCUGGGCUCUCUCACCCUCACCUCUUUGCUGGACCAUGAGAAGGACCGCCGCCUGUCCCUCAUCGUCACCGCCACACCCACAGACCGGCCUGAGCUUGCAUCUAGCACUAAUGUUGUCCUGGAAGUUCAGGAUGUCAAUGAUGAGUCUCCAGCCUUUGAGAGUGAGAAGUAUUACAUUGCUGUCGCUGAAAACACUCCCUCAGGCUCCAAUGUUGUCAAAGUCUGUGCUCACGAUGGGGACACAGGAAGCAACUCAGAGAUCCGUUACAUCCUGGAGGAGACAACGCCCUUAGUGGAGGAGCCCGUGUUCACCCUAGAUCCCUACUCUGGCUGGCUCUCCCUCAACCAAGAACUUGAUGCAGAGCAGAAGUCAAAAUAUGAGCUGACAGUCAUCGCCAAGGACAACGGUGUGCCCCAGAGGACCUCCACCGCCAGUGUCAUCAUCAAUGUCAUCGACUACAAUGACAACCCACCACAGUUUGCCAGCGACAACUACCACUCAUCAGUGAGAGAGGACGCCUUGCCAGGAACAGUGGUGGUACAGAUGGAUGUAUUGGACUAUGAUCUGGGUGGAGAAGGCAUAGACACUGACGUGGGGCAGGGCAUCACAUACUACCUGACUGCUGGAAAUGCCCUGCAGCACUUCCAUGUGAGGGGAGGAGGCCAGAUCUACGUAGCCAAGGCAUUGGACAGGGAGACUGUGAAGAACUACGCAUUGGAGGUGACAGCUACAGAUGGGGUGUUUAUCGCCAAGGCCUGGGUGUUUAUUGAGGUUUUGGAUGUGAACGACAAUGGGCCUCUGUGCACCACACCACAGUACCACUACUCCAUCAGCGAGGCCGCAUCCCCAGGCACGCACCUCCUGCAGGUCACAGCCUCUGACCCGGACCUCACCUCCAAGCCACAGUUCUACCUCACAGGGGAAGGGGCAGGAAUGUUCGCUAUGGACCUGAACACUGGACAGCUUAGCACAGCGAAACCUUUAGACCGAGAGGAGUUUCCGAAGUACACAUUGACGGCUACAGUGAAGGAUGGGGAUCGGAUGGACUGGGAGUGUACGUGUGAGGUAAAAAUUGAAGUGACAGACGUGAAUGACAACGCGCCGGUCUUCAGCUUGUCGACGUACAGUGUCAAUGUGCCGGAGAACUCCCCUGAGAACCUUUUACUCCUGAAGGUGCAUGCCUCAGACCCUGACCAAGCAGGAGUGAACAGGAAGGUGACAUACGACCUGGAGGGCCAUGAUAUCUUUGUGUUGGACCCCCAGACAGGCAUCCUCAGCGUGACGGAGACUCUGGACCGGGAGACACGGGCCAUGUACAACCUCACUGUCACUGCCAAGGACCACGGCACUCCUCCUCUCUCCUCCCGAACCAACAUUCUUGUGCUGGUGUCUGAUGAGAACGACAACCCGCCAGAGUUUGCCAGCCUGACUUACUACACCACAGUGACUGAGAACGCCAACCUGGGAACUGACAUUGUGAGGGUGUUGGCCACGUCACGGGACUCAGGGAAGAAUGCUGAAAUAACCUACUCGAUAAUUGGAGGGAACGAACACAGGAAGUUUGACAUCCAUCCGAAAACUGGCGUUGUGUCAAUCCGAGAGUCACUGGACUUUGAGAGGGCAUACUCCUACCAGCUGACAGUGCAGGCCACGGAUGGGGGGGAGCCGCCCCUCUCCAAUCAUGCCACCGUCAAUGUCACCGUCACCGACAUCAACGACAACCAUCCUGUCUUCCUCCAGAACUCCUACUCCGUCAUUGUCAACGAGGCUGCCAUCAUGGGCCAGGAGCUCAUUCAGGUGGUGGCAAGCGACAUGGACAGCCAAGCCAACGGUAGAAUAUCCUACGAGAUUGCGAGUGGAGACCCAGAGAGACAGUUUACAGUCAACAGGGUCUCUGGCUGGAUCUCCGUGGCUGCACCGCUUGACAGGGAGUCUGUGUCCUCCUACAACUUGGAGAUCGUUGCGCUGGACCACGGGAUACCUCAGCGCUCAGGGUCUGUGUCUGUGUAUGUGGAAGUGAGUGAUGCAAACGACAAUCCACCCUUGUUUGUGGAGACGAAUCACACGGCCUAUGUGCAGGAGGACAAGCCAGAGGGGUACCUGAUCUUCAAAUUUGAGGUGAAGGACGACGACGACGACGCAGCAAUGAAUGGCAGCCCCUUCACAUUUGAGAUUCACUCUGGCAACAACAAUAAUGCCUUCAGAAUAACACAGGAGGGUGAACUGUGUACUGCCACCAAGUUCAACCACAAGAUACAAGAACAUUAUCGCCUGCAGAUCAGAGUGUAUGACAAUGGCAGGCCUCCCCUCUUCUCUGAAACUUGGAUUGAUGUAAAGAUCAUUGAGGAGUCAAGGUACCGGCCAGUGGUAUUCCCCCUGGAUGUGACAGUCUUCGUGCACACCUGGGAGUAUGAGGGCGGGCUGCUGGGCAAGGUGAAGGCGGCUGACGAGGACCCGUACGACGUCCUCACCUACUCUAUUGCCAGCGACCCUCUUGGCAUGAGUGAGAUGUACUUCAAUGUGAACCCCCGCGAUGGCACCCUGUCAGCUCUGGGGGGCCUGGAUGAGGGUGCCUACACAGUGAACAUCUCAGUGACGGAUGGCAAGUUCACGACAUUCAGCAAGGCAGAUGUGGAUGUGGUGAACGUGACAGAGGAGAUGGUGAGGAGCUCUGUCAUCAUCCAGCUGGGAGGCGCCAGCCCGGAGGAGUUCCUGUUGUCCUAUCGCCGGAGUUUUCACCGAGCGAUAAAGAAUCUGCUGAAUGCGAAGUCCCGUGAUGUCAUAAUCCUCAGCUUGCAGGACAGCCCCAGCAGGAUGCGGCGCGACAGCAGGGACAGCAGGAAGAAGGCGUACCAGAAGCCCUACAGACAGGCAGCCGACCUAGAUGUCCUGUUUGUCGUGCGUAAAUCUGAGGACGACUUCUACUCCAGGAACCUUGUGCGUAAGAAGAUAUUCUCCGGACGGCAGACGCUGGAGUCAGUACUGGGCCUGCAGGUGAUGGGGGUGGUGGAGGAUGAGUGCACGGCCGACACCUGCGAGAAUGGCCGCUGUGAGGAACACGUGGUGCUGGAUGACGAGCAGGUGAACAUCGUGACGGACACUCUGAGCUUUGUGUCCCUGCACCACCACCACGAGGCCAAGUGUGUGUGCUCCACGGGCUUCACCGGGGCACGUUGCAACGUGGUGGACAACCAGUGUGCCCACAAGCCCUGCCCAGCCUUCAAGACCUGUGUGCCAGAUGUAUCACGACUGGGCUUCAUGUGUUUGUGUCCUGAAGGUCUUGUUGGGUCUGAGUGCCAGCAGAACAAGUCUAGCUGCAUCUUGGACAGUAUGCGGCCUGAGUGCUACAGUCCCGUGUCUCCAAUGUCCUUUAAGGGGAAGAGUUACGCCCAGUACUCGCUUCACAAUCCAAUCAACCGCCACUUUUCCUUCUCCCUCUGGUUCAGGACGCUGCAUCCAUCCGGCAACUUGAUGUUCACCGCCGGGAGAAUUGACUACAGCAUCCUGGAGCUGAAGAAUGGCCAACUGCACUACCGGUGGGACCUGGGCAGUGGCGAGGGGCGCGUGGUGGUGAAGACGCUGCAGGUGGAUGAUGGGCGCUGGCAUCACGUUAAGCUGGAGCGCUAUGGCAGCACGGCCGACCUGGUGCUGGAUGGCCACCACCGCGUGCAGGGCUCCUCACCGGGCUCCUCAGACCUCCUCAACCUGGAGAAGCCACACCUGUACAUUGGAGCAGAGGUGCGGCCCUGGACUGGGGCACAGGACCCAAGGCAGGGGCUGGUGGGGUGCGUGGACAACCCCAAAGUGGAUGACAUUCCUUUGCCGCUCACCCACACAGCAUCAUCCAAAGCAGCAGCACUCACACACCUCACCCACAUCGUGCCUCUGUGCCAGGAGACGCUGCAGCCGCCUGGUGUGUGUGGCUCGCUGCCUUGUCUAAAUGGCGGCACAUGUGAGGAACGCGGCUCCUCCUUCAUCUGCCAGUGCCACCAUCGCUUCAGAGGCUCUCGCUGCGAGACAGACUCCAACCCCUGCGCCUCCUCCCCAUGCCUUAACAACGGGUACUGCAUCAACAUUGGCAGCACAUACAUGUGUGAGUGUCCGCCACAUGUCUCUGGGUCGCGCUGCCAAUUCAUGUACUGCAACCCUAACCCGUGUCUGAACCGCGGUGUGUGUGAGGAGGGAAUCUCUGGCCCCAUCUGCAAGUGCAAGGGAUUCACAGGGCCAAACUGCACAGUAGACAUCAACGAGUGUGCCACCAAUCCCUGCCGCAAUGGGGGCACCUGCAUCAACUCCUAUGGUACCUUCAGGUGCAUGUGUCUCUCCAAUACCACCGGGAUGUACUGCCAGGAGAUUAAGGGAUCCUUCUUCAAUAUCGGUUUGGAGGAGAUCAUCUACAUAGUGAUAGGAAUAGUGGCCGUCAUCAUCCUGGGCCUCAUCAUUGUGUUGGCCAUGCACUGCCGGGAGCGCCGAGCCUCGCGUCGCCGCCAGCUGAUAGAGCAGACCAAUCAUGUCAUUCUCAAGCCAAAGAACACCGACAACCACCACAACAUUUACAAGCGAAACUCCAAAAUGAGUAACCUGGAAGCCUCUCAGAAUCCGCACGGUUGCACGCCUCGACCCGACUCCUACCCCACUAGUCCUAGCGAACCCGCCUACAUGCCGCUAAACAACUUUGACACCAUCCGUAGCUACGGCUCCGCCGGGGACGAGCUAGAGAACCUCCCCCAAUACUCCCGGGACUUUGUACAAAACAUAUCCAAGCCGGGCAGCCUGUAUCACCACCACACCCCCCAGAUUAACCCCCUGGGAACCCUCCGGGGCUCCACCCUGGGCUCCACCGUGAGCUCCACGCGGGGCUCCGCCUUGUGCUCCCCUGGCACUGCCACACCAGUAGACACUGACAGCUUGCAUAAGCCGUGGAAGGAUGCCCUUGCUCAUAACUUGAAGGACACCUACUAUGAAAAUAACAAGAUUCAGAAUGAUGUAAAGUUCCGUCACAAUGAGUACAUGGGCCUGAAGAAGCUAAGUAUUGACAGCAGUGCACGGGACGACUCUAGUGUGCGAUCAGGAACCUCAAUGGAUGAUUUGCCAGCAGGCUACCACUGGGAUUGUUCCGACUGGGCCAGACCCUCUCAGAAUCCAUUGCCUAACAUCAUGGAGGUCCCUGGAGGCGAAGUGAGGGACUCCUCCUCCUACCACUCCAACGAGUCCAACGAGUCUGUGGUGGUGGAGGCUUCCAAGGGCCAGCCACUCCUGCCGCCUGUGGAGGGACCCGUGGACCCCGGCAGGGACAUGGAGACCCUGCCAGCGGACGAACUCAUCAGUGAGUGCGACACGGAGUUUGAGUUGGAGUCUCGGCCGGACCUGGACACCUCGCAGCUCCUGGAACCACACUCUGACGCCGGGGCUGAGUCCGACGCCUCCCUCUUUACCCCUCAGCCUCACAGAUACGAGACUCACCCCAACCAAUACCUUCCACACUACCAAAUUGGCAGUGAAACAGAAACAGAAGAUGAGAGAAGCAAGCUCCUUAAUUCCCUUGAUAACCCUUACAGCGCCACUUACCAGCCCGCCCCCAUCAGCCACCUCCCCGAGGACCGCCACGGCGUCACGUACUCCCCGUACCGCGUCCGUAGCAACCGCCGCCACGACACGGUCAAGCGUUUCAGUGAGUUUGGGGGAGACAUGUCGGUCAUCUCUGGCGUGGAUGAUGAGGAGGAGGGGGCGUCCCUGUGGGGGGGCGCUGCCUCCACCACCUCCGCCUCAGACCUGGACAAUGUCUGUGAUAUCGAGGACUCGGAAGUGAACUCGGAGUUCGAAAACGAUGAGAAAGUAAAAAAAAUGUAAAGUUGAAAGACAGACUCACAAUAAUCUCGCACAAAAGAUACGUCGGAACAAAGCAGAAGAAUAAAUUUAAGUUACCAAAGUCAUUGGUUGUGUGUUUGUACGUAUGUGUGUGUGACCAAAUUUUUGUCAAGCGAUUCGAUUUUCCCCCUGAAUUGAGAACCAGAGGGAAAAGCUUUGAUGCGCGAUGGGCCGCAGCAGACCAACCGAUUGAUGGAGAGAGAGAGACAGAGACAGAGAGAGGAGUGUAGAGGAGGCGUGUGUGUGUGUGUACGUACAUGUAUCAGAACUGCCAUUCCUAGUGCCUGUAUGCCAAGUGAGUAAGUGUAAACGUUUCAUAUUCUUCAUACAUCUUCCAGUGUGCCUCACCCAAGGGCGCCCGCAAUUCACCCACAGACAAGUUGCAUUAUUUUCACCCAACAAGAAUGGAGAAAGAAAAAAAAUGAAUUGCAGGCACCUUGGGCUUUUAAGUGCCAAUUUUUCUUCAUUUUAGUGAGUGGCAGAGAAAGAGAGAAAGACAACAAGUACUUUAAUGCAUUGAAUCGCCAGUACAGUGCAGGAGACAAAGAUUACAGCAGUAGAUCAAAACUUGGGAGUCUCUUAAAGGUCUCUGGUGCUACAAGACUAGACUCUGGCUGGGAAACACCACAAGUUUGCCAUUACAGAGUCACGAUUGCAUGUAUGUGUGUGUGUGUGUGUGUGUCUGAGUGUACAUGAGUGUAUAUAGCAGUGUAUAUAGUUUCUUAAGUGUGUUUGGCAGAAUGUUUAUAUUUUUCCAGUGUGAACAGAUAAUAUGGACGAGACAGACAGGGUUAGACUAUUCAGGUGUGGUUUGCUGCUCAGGUAACUUGGUGGGGCUGCAUUCUGAGUCUUGCCUGCUUGUCUCUCUCUCUCUCUCUCUCUCUCUCUCUCUCUCUCUCUCUCUCUCUCUCUCUCUCUCUCUCUCU
This is a messenger RNA of Scylla paramamosain (green mud crab), 15576 nucleotides long. It is a transcript of the gene kug, whose product is annotated as fat-like cadherin-related tumor suppressor homolog. Lineage: Eukaryota; Metazoa; Arthropoda; Malacostraca; Decapoda; Portunidae. Gene Ontology annotation, biological process: homophilic cell-cell adhesion. The transcript is spliced from 47 exons. The record is from RefSeq and is a predicted model, not a curated record. Gene Ontology annotation, molecular function: cadherin binding; calcium ion binding. Bases 449 to 14632 code for a protein of 4727 amino acids. Gene Ontology annotation, cellular component: plasma membrane; catenin complex.